Messenger RNA from Striga hermonthica, 1362 nucleotides. The record is from the annotation of a GenBank genome assembly. NCBI's taxonomy places the organism in Eukaryota, Viridiplantae, Streptophyta, Magnoliopsida, Lamiales, Orobanchaceae.
AUGGGAGCUGCGGCGCCGCGCAAAUGGACGAGGCGGCGGCAAAAGAAGAACCAUGGCGCAACAAAGGAUCAAAACCUGUCCAUAUACAAACUCCGUCUCGACUUAUCCAGGCCUGUCUCACGACCGGUCAUCUCCCUUCUCGACAAAUGGAUCCCGAUAAUAGCCGCUCUCAACAUAAAAGCUUUCAAACUCAACUUUCUUUCAUAUACUCAGUCGUAUUACAACCUGCCCUCGGCAGUCUUCUUAGCCGAGUUCCUCGAAGAACUACACCUGAGCAAAUGCAGGCUGAGCCCGGUCGAGAGCGUGCGGUUUGAAAGUUUGCGCACGCUCACCCUCGAACAGGUCCAAGUUGAUGGCAGCACUUUCGAGACGAAAAUGUUGGGCUGCCCUUUGCUCAGGCGCCUUAACCUUUAUAGUUGUUGGGAUUUAAGAAACGUUAGAGUGAGCGAGGAGGCAUCGCCUGGGCUCAAGCAGUUUGAUUUGUGUGAUUUCAAGAGGAUCGAAGGGCGUGGAAUUGAAAUCGAUGUUCCAUAUCUCGAGACAGUCUUUAUCUCGGGCCCAUGGAUUUGGUCUCACCGCCAAAGCACAUUCUUGUUCUCUCGUCUAACUAGAUUGGAUCUCUAUAGUGUGAUCCUGUUGAGUGAGUCGUUCGACCUGUUACCGUUCGGCUGCCCGACUCUUGCGAGCUUAACCCUACAAGAUUGCUCCGGCUUCGAGGAAAUCCAUCUUGCAAGUGAUUCGGUCAAGUUCUUGCGCAUCUCGGCAAGAAAUAUACCGCUUAAAGGAGUUACGAUUUGUGCCCCCAACAUUCUCUGUUUUGCGUUCAGUGCCGGUAUUCUCCAGAUCCCGUUUCGACGUCAAUUGGUGGUUCCUCUCGGGUGGGGGGGCGUCAAUUGGUGGUUCCUUCAACUGAGACGACUGCUCAAGGCACUAAGUGGGUCUCAGAUUUCUCUAUAUCUGUGGAUGGACGGCGUCCCUCAGGAAGUGCCUUGUAGUGUUGUUCUCGGUGACGAGCCGCCUGUGGUGGUGUGGGACUUGAUUGCCACUUGUAAAUGUCGCACGACAUCUUGGUAUUUGGAGUUUACGAACGGCUUGUUUCGUGUUUGUCAACCGAAUCGCGUAUGGGGUGGUACCCUUGUUAGCGGGUCGGACAGGAACUACAGGCUCUCGGAGUUUCAGUUAAACAUGUUGCUUGCAAACAAGAAUGUCAGGACCGAUCCCUACUUUUGGCGGCACGAUUUGGAGCAAGUUCAUGUCGAUGGCCAGCUCGUGCAGUUGACAGACCAGUCGGAAUUGCGAACCAGGACGCAUGACGGAGUAAUAUGGCUUCAUUUGAAAUGGAGAGCUCAGAAAAGAGCAUAA